Messenger RNA from Radiomyces spectabilis, 255 nucleotides. RefSeq lists its product as uncharacterized. NCBI's taxonomy places the organism in Eukaryota, Fungi, Mucoromycota, Mucoromycetes, Mucorales, Radiomycetaceae. The record is from RefSeq and is a predicted model, not a curated record. Bases 1 to 255 code for a protein of 84 amino acids. The transcript has a single exon.
AUGCCCUUGUCAAGAGUGGGCUGCGCAUCCUUGCUAAGAAUUUUCCCAAAUCUGCAAAAUAUUGAGUACGACACCAACUAUUACACAUUUGCCCAUCGAUUUGCCGGCAUGACACGGGCCAUGGUGGAUGCGGAACGACGUGCUAUUGAAGCAUUGUUUAAUCAACGACAAUUGGCGUUUCAGGUCAACUGGAAUCAAGCCAUGACAACGGAGCAACGUCUAAUGACCGGUACCACCGAGGUGUCGGAAGGCUGA